AGGGCAAAGCUGUACCCACUAAAAUUAGUGCGUCCAAAUGGAUUCAACCCAAUACCAUUAAAAUUAGCGAACCUACCAAAACCACCGCAAACUGUAGGCCUGCCUUUUUUCAAUCUCCACAAACCACGGUGGACGCAGUAUCUUCAGCCUUGAUAACUAAAAUCAAGCCAGAUAUGCUUCUAUCAAACGGUGAUUUUAUAGUGUCCAGCCAGCCAGCAAAUCAGCUCAUUUGGCAGCACCAAGAUGGUAUUCUUAGACAGGCACUAUUAACAGAAAAAGAUGUCAAGUCCGAGGACAGUAAAAUGGAACUAGAAACCAGCUCAGUUGGUGCCAAUGCAACUUCAGUCCUCACUCUCACCCCUGUUCCUGCUGCUCAAGUAAUAAAAAUGAAUGAAUACAAAGUAAUUCUAUCCAGUGAACAUUUGCCAAUGACUUGGCAAGAAACUGGAAAGAAAAAUGCUACAUUGGCAUUAACGACGUUACCAACGAUAAAACCAAAAGUGGACGCAAGUCCUUCAUUAAUGAUUGGAAAACAGCCUGUGACAUUCACUGCGAUAUCCAACGUCAAUUUGCUACCUCAGAACCAGUACUCUACGAUUGUGAUUAAAGAUCUUAAAAACAAUGUUCCAGCAAAUAUUUUACUCAGUAAUCCUUUAUUGUCACAAAGUCCGACGGGUAAGAAACCUAUCACCAAACCUGUUCCGAGACUUGCAAAAGUCAGAAAGAAACCGAUUACAGCGAAGAAGAUAAUGUUGAAACCACCAAGUUCUCUUCUCUCUCAGUCUGCAUUGGAGCGCUCAAACGAAGAUCGGAUCGACGGAUCUAAAAGUGAAAAAUGUAGCAAUGAAAAUAGCUUAAAUAGCACUAGCAAUUCAUGUGUAAAUACGAUUCCAAAGGAUAAUCCAACAACAGAAAACACACUUGCGAGUGCUUCCAAUCUUGAAAAGUCAUCAGUAAAUAACAAUAUACCCAUUUCCACACCCAACAUCAUCAUAACACACAACAACUUUUCCUUCAACUCCAGUGUAGUUACCAAAUCCACUGAAAACAAUUUAACACUAACAAAUUUGACUCAGACAACAAAUUUCCCAGAGAUUUUAAACACUGUUACAACAUCAGAAGGUCACACAGAAUUUGAAUCGUCUGACAUCGGUGUAAUGGAACAUACACUAGAAGACGGAGGAAUAAUAAUCACCUCGGACGGUUGUGUGGAAAGUGAAGUUGAGAAUUUAGACAGUUCAAUUAUAAAUGAGACAGUUUUGAUAGAUUCUGACACACAAGUUGUUUGUGCUGACCAAGAAAUGUUAUUGGAUACAGGUGUUGUGGUGGAAACUUGUAAUGAAACUCCUGAGAAUCUUGAAACCGUGAGCAACGAAGAUGUCCAUUUGGAUCAUGUUGAAACGAUUUUGCCUUCAGACAUUGAACAUCAUAAUGAACACCCCUCACAGGAGUAUACAGACAAGUUGUUGUCGCAACUACAACUGUCUGAUUCUCGGACACUGCCUAACAUAACCAGCAGCCAGGUCUCGUCCGUUUUGAACGCUCUCGCACCCUCCGACAAAACUGAUCUGGAUGAACUAACCUCUUUGACCAACGCCAAAAGUGACAAGGAACCAGUGAAAUGUGAACCAACCGAGUUUGUGAAGAUAGAAAGCUUGCAAAUGCCUAAUCUCAUCAAGAUGGUGAAACCAAAGCCUCCUGAACCUAAAUAUCGUGUGUGUGAGCUGAACAAACACACGUGUUUCCGCUGUGUGAGUUGUUCCUUCCUGAGUUUGAGAGCGGAAAGUGUGGAGAACCACUGGGCGAAAGAACACUGCAACAUUCGCACAGAGCUGCUCAACCGGCAGCUGACUAGGCGACAGAUCAAGUGUCUCGGCUGUCCUAACGUUGUCUACUCCAAAUAUUCCUUGCAGAUUCAUUUACUUUGUGACCAUAAUGUUAUCACGACGGAAGUUAAUGAAGUUAUCGCCACAACACUUGCUGCCAACAAAGCUCUGAGAGAUGCUAAACGACCUCAGCAUCAAAAAUCAACAAGUGCCAAAGCCAAAGAUGUAGUGCCGCGUUUACAGCAAAGCAAAGAAGGAGAAGUACAAUCAGCUGUUUACCAAUCCACCUUCCCUGCUGAGCCCAUGACCGUCGCGAAAGAGACGGCCAACGUUAGCGAGCAGAAGACGAGUGAAGAACCUCAGUUACCCUCGACACCUAGCUUCACACUCUUCACUGACAUUCAGUUACCCAAAGAUAAGGAAGUUGCUUCUCCAUCCAACCAAAAUCCAAAGACUGAAGAUAGCAAAACUGUAAUAAAUGACAAAAAGGUUGCUCGACGCCUUAGAAGAACAGCGAGGAGUAAACUUAAGGCAGAGUUUGGUUAUGAAAUCAAGUACAACUUUAGGUGUAUGGUGGAGAAGUGUGGCGUAAGGUUUACGACGGCCACCAACCUGAGUUACCACCUGCGUUGUCACCUGCCAGACUCCGAAGUGUUCCGAUGUCCGGAGUGUGACCUAGCGAUGGGCAGCUGGAGCAGCGUGACAUCCCAUCUGUGGCGGCAACACGGGGUAGACAUCGACCUGUACUGCUGCAAGCUGUGCGGCUACAAGUGCAACAGUUACAGCAAGCUUAUCAACAACCAUAUCAAGAUACAUGGUGAUGAGCGACCGUUCUUGUGCGACAUUUGUGGUAAGGGCUUCAAAACCACCAAACAAUUGCGGAACCACAAGGCCGUUCACCGAGCCAGGGUCCGACUGCUGGGAGAGGUGAAUGGAGACAGUGGCGGUUGUUACACCUGCAAGGUCUGUGGACGCAGUUUUACUGACGCUCGUAUCCUGCGUCACCACACAGAGAAUGUGCACAACAAGCUGCGGCCGUACCUGUGUACCUUCUGCGCGCACACGGCUAGCUCCAAGAGCUCCCUGCGCAUGCACAUACGUCAGCACACUGGUGAGAAGCCGUUCAGCUGUAACGAGUGUGACUACGUAACAGCUGACCACAACUCACUACGGAGACAUAAGAUGCGACACUCUGGACUCAGACCUUACCAGUGUCCUUACUGCAGUUACAACUGCAUACAGGCCACCACGUACAAGGUGCAUCUCAAGAACAAACACCCAGGGCUGGAUGAAGGGCUCAUGUUUAGCUGUCAGCUGUGUCCAUUUCGAACAGUCAAGAAGGACAACUACUUGGCGCACAAGGCAGAGCACCACCUUGGAGGAAACCCUUGCAACCGACGGAAAAAACAUCUACCCCAGGAGAUGUCUCAGGAAAAUACCUCGUUAUUGGGUAAAUCAACAUCACAUAGCUUUCCUGAACAUGAAACAGUCAUUCUACUGGAGGAGUCAAGUGAUAUUUCUUCUGUACAGGGUGUAGUUUUAUGAAACGAUCCAGACGCUGGUGGAAUCAAAUCUACCAGUUAGUCAGUCUUCCAUCUUUAGAUUUAAAUGUUGUACAAAAUGUUGAAGUUAACGAUGUUUAAAUUAUUAUCAAAUCUAGUCCAUAGAUUAUCAUAGUCCUGGUAUUUUUCUAUUGUGCAUUCAAUUAUUUUUACUAGUCUUAUUGGUUUGUGAGGACCUGUUAAAACUGUUUUAAUUGAGUAGAACAUAGGUUUACCCCCUCCAGCAGUUAUUAUAGCUUUAUCUUAAAUGUUGCACCUAGUUUAAUGGUGAAGUUUUUAAUGUGUAAAUUUAUGACGAAUGAUGUUUGCAACAGUUACAACAGUACAGUUGAUGUUUAUGGAGUCCUGUUAUAUUUUGAGUUGUUUAUAAUUGUUUCUUUUUAACUUGCGGAAGUUGUAUGAAUAAUAGAAAACCAAUAGUAGGUAUAAUUUGAAACAUAAAUGUUGUUGUAUGAAAGUGUUUUAGUUUGAUUAUUACUGUUUACUUUUUUUAAAUAUGAUGCACAAUUCAUUGUUAAUUAUUUUAAGCAAGAUACCCUCAUCUUAAGAUUUUUGGAUCUUUUCUUAGUCUAUGUACAAGAUAUGAUAUAAAAGAAGUAUGAUUGUUUCCACUUGUUUUAACGGAUAAAUGCCAAAGUCAAUUAUGUGUAUAAUUAAUGUUGUACCAUUAAGUUUGAAGACAACUACCUAUGUUCUAAAAUUACAAAUUAUAAUUGGCCAAUGUUGUCUCAAAAUGUGUCAAACAUAACAUAAGUUAAUAAACAUGGACUCAAAGUCUAUAAAAAUUACUUCCAGUGUUAUUUUUAUGGAGAAAAUAUUUUUUUUAUUAGUGAGUUUUCUCUAUAGGGGAGAAGUUUAAGCAUAGGUGGGGCAUGGAUAAACCUAGACCCUGGACCGAUAUACCUUUUCAGUUUGAUAACCGUAGGAGCAAAAAAUAAAAAAAUACUAUUUGUUUACAUUUUAUUUAUGAAAAUAAUAUGUCUGUAAACACGAUAACUCGAUUGUAGUACAAGUUUGAUGAGAUUUGACAUGAAUGUAGGGGUCUAAUGAUGGAGAAUAAUUAAACUUUCGUGAGUUCCUGAACCAGCAAGUUUGGGUUAUAAGAACAAGUUAAAGUGAAGGAGUUUUAAAAUUUUUCAAAAAUAGAUUUUUGUAAUUUUUACCCUUUAAACAUCAUACCUAUUUUAAUUACAGUCAUGUGGUUGAGGUAUUUUAUCUAUGAUUAUUGGGGCAUGAUUUAGUACUUAACUGUACUUGUACUGUUUUAUUUAUAAAUUAAAAUUUUAAUUAAUUUACAUUCUAAAACUAUUGUGGAAAAAGGAAAUCUGCUGAUUUAAAUUUUUUUACUAGCAAGUCAUGUGUGAUAAUUA
Messenger RNA from Macrosteles quadrilineatus (aster leafhopper), 4758 nucleotides. RefSeq lists its product as uncharacterized. Gene Ontology annotation, molecular function: DNA-binding transcription factor activity; RNA polymerase II cis-regulatory region sequence-specific DNA binding. Bases 174 to 3371 code for a protein of 1065 amino acids. The record is from RefSeq and is a predicted model, not a curated record. The transcript has 17 exons. NCBI's taxonomy places the organism in Eukaryota, Metazoa, Arthropoda, Insecta, Hemiptera, Cicadellidae. Gene Ontology annotation, biological process: regulation of transcription by RNA polymerase II.